UUUACAAUAUACUGAUACGAUGUUUGGAUUGUUUGUUUGGAAACUCUUAGCGAUCGCUGCGGUUUUUAAUCAAGUUUUUGAUGUGACAGACGCAAGACCCAGUCCCUAUUCUGGUCAACGCAGUACCAAUUCCAACACAAAUUUAAAUAUCAACGCCCAAGUAAAUCCAUCGCAACGCAAGUAUCGGCGAGCGCAAGCUGCUGACGAUGAAAUUCGUCAGAAAGAGAAUGCCGACAAAAUAAUUGAAACAGCGGCCGUCGCGACGGCUGCCGCGGACGCUGCGAAAACGGUCACGAGAAUGCUGGCCCAAAAACUGUCCGAGAGUACUGCCAGCGCUGUCGCGGAUGCUGUUGUCCGAGUGCUCACGGAAAAUGCCAGUGAGCCGGUCCAGACUGUUGCCAAAGUCGCUACUAGAGCAGCAAUUGCUGCUGCACAACGAAAAGAUUCUGAUGCCAACACUAAUGUCAAUGUGAUGGCGAAUCGGCUUGAAGGAACGACUCCAUCUUCUGACAAUUCAACGCCAAAUCCGACGGAUUCAGGAAAUGCUGGAAAGUCAAGACUUAAUGACAGUGAAAAGAAGGACGAAAAUUCCGACUCUGACGAUGAUGACACAUCAGAUAAACCUUUAAAUAGUAGAUAUUAUAAUUACGGACUUCCUUGGGAAAGUCGAUACGAUUAUCGAAGAUCGAUGCUAGAUUCAAUGGAUAUUCCUGAGUCAAGAUUUUAUCAAUAUUAAUUAAGAAUUUAAUUAUCUUUAAAUUUUGAUGUUAUAAAAUUAAUAAACAAUUAUAAUUUAAUUUAAAUAUUUUUUUUUUAAUCGUGAGUUGGAAAAUUUUUAAUGAAAUUUGUUAAGAAAAUUUAAUUGGAAAUUAAUCAGUUUUUAAUUGAAAAUUAAAAUUUCAUGCUU
This is a messenger RNA of Microplitis mediator, 907 nucleotides long. RefSeq lists its product as uncharacterized. NCBI's taxonomy places the organism in Eukaryota, Metazoa, Arthropoda, Insecta, Hymenoptera, Braconidae. The record is from RefSeq and is a predicted model, not a curated record. The transcript is spliced from 4 exons. The coding region runs from base 20 to 736 and encodes 238 amino acids.